CUCGUUUCUUUGUCUGAAAAUCUUAGAUUUUGAAUGAAUCCUAAUAAAGAUCCGAUACUUCCUUCGAGAAAGCGUUUUGUUUCAAUAAGCUCUGCAAAUGAUUUUUUUGCGUAUCCUGUGAUUGAAAAGGAGCUUCCUUUAUGUGAAUUUCUUCGAAAAAGUUGCUUCAGCUUUAUUUCCUCUUCCGGAAAAAUAAUACUUUGGUUGGUGGCUGUAAAGGUUACAAUAAUGGGAAUUGAAGGUAACCACGCAUAUUCAAAAACUGGGAAUAUGGACAAGUUGUCAACUCCUCCAGGUUUUGUGUCUCAAACAACGUUUGUGCUGAGGAAUGUUCACCAAGACAGAGAAAGUUCCAGGCCGGGACAAGUACAAGAGCAGAUAACUGGAUUCGGUAUGGAUGAUGCUAGUUUCAAGUUGUCUCUUAGCAGCCGACCGUGGAUAGUCCAUGAUGAUCACACAAAGCCCACCUCGGAGACCUUAAAGCCAACCAAACCUGAGGAAAGGGAAAGACGGAUACAGAGAGUCUCCAAGAACGUAACCCUUGAGGAAGCUCCAGUGUUCAACCCAACCGAGGAGGAGUUCAGUGACACACUCUCGUAUAUUGCUACCUUGCGUGACAAAGCUGAGCCUUAUGGAAUCUGUUGUGUGGUUCCUCCUCCUUCGUGGAAACCUCCGUGUCUUCUCGAGGAGAAGGAGGUUUGGGAGGUUUCCAAAUUCGACACUCAGGUACAGCUCUUUGAUGCUGCUAAUGACACAACGAUCAAAAAGGAGGCUGAUGAUGAUGAUGAUGAUGAUGAUAAUGAUGAUGAGGAUCAUACAUCGGAGGAGAACGUCAAGUUUUGUAGAGUAGAACGCGGUCCCAGGAAAACUCUGGAGACCUUUAAGAACUUUGCAGAUUCAUAUAAGAAGAGGCAUUUUAGCGUAGAGGAUGAGGUUUUGGGUUCCAAGAGUUCUUCAACCCCAUCGCUAAAACAAGAGCCAACCGUUGCAGAUGUUGAAAAAGAGUAUAGACAACUUGUUGAGAGUCCACUUGUUGAAAUUGAGGUUCUUUAUGGGAAUGAUCUAGACACCAGAACGUUUAGCAGUGGGUUUCCUUUACCUGGAGCAUCUGAGUCUUGCAAGUACAAAACAUCAGGUUGGAAUCUGAACAAUACAGCUAAGCUUCCUGGCUCUCUUCUAUCGUAUGAAGACUGUGAAUCAGUUGGUGUUCCUCGUCUAAGUGUAGGAAUGUUUCUGUCUUCCCAGUUGUGGAAAUCUGAGAAGGACAGACUCUACUCGCUCUGCUAUUUGCAUGUGGGAGCUCCUAGAGUGUGGUACUCUGUAGCAGGGUGUCAUCGUUCUAAGCUGAUGAACUUAUUCCCUGAGAUGUCAGGAGAACUACAGUCAAAGAUGAGCCGUGAACCUGUGAUGAUAAUGUCUCCAUAUGCACUUAACAUGGAGGGUAUACCAGUGACCCGGUGUGUUCAGAACCCUGGCCAGUAUGUUAUCUUGUUUCCAGGGUCAUGCUACUCUGCAGUAAACUGUGGCUUCAACUGUUUGGAGAAAGCAAACUUUGCUCCCAUUGAUUGGUUACCCCAUGGGGAUGUUGCUGUUCAUCAGAAUCAAGAGAAGAAGAAGAAAUCAUUAAUAUCGUAUGAUAAGAUAUUACUAGGAGCUGCACGGGAAGCUGUCAAACACCUUAAGGAGUACUCUCUAUCCAAGAAGAAAACAGCAGAUAAUAUGAGAUGGCUUAACGCUUGUGGCAAGGAGGGUUUGUUUACCAGCAUUGUUAAGUCAAGGGUGAAGCAAGAGAGGAGUAGAAGACAGUUCCUUGCUAGUUCACUAAAGUCUCAGAGAAUGGACAAGAGUUUUGAUGACGUGAGCAAGAGGGAAUGCUGUUUUUGUUUCGUGGAUCUGCAUUUCUCCGCUGUCCAGUGUUCAUGUUCCGAUGAACGUUUCUCGUGUCUGAGCCACGUGAGGAAUCUAUGUGCUUGUCCGAGUGGGAAGAAGAGGUUUCUGUAUAGGUACACCAUCGAUGAGCUGAAUGUUCUUGUGGAGGCGUUGGAGCUGCAGAAACUCAGCGCUAUGUUCAGAUGGGGGAACUUUGAUCGCAACUAUUAUGCUUCUUCUCCUGGGAUUAAAAUUUCACAACCUGGAGAUAAAGGUAAGAAAGCAGAUGAGGUUUUGCCUUGUAGUGAUAACAAUAAUAACACAAGGAAAGAUGUUGAAGCUGGAGGGAAGGAGCAGGGUAAGACUAAAGUGAAGGCGAGGUCAGUCAUGGAGAUAAUGAAGGGGAAUGAUGAUGAGUCCGGGCAUGUGCAACCUUGUUCUAAUAAACCAAACAAGACAUGCGAUGGUUCUGCUGGCAACACGGCCAAGAAACCGAAGCUGGGAUGAAAAAAAAUGUUUUUUUUUUAAUGUAGUUUUGAGUUGUAGAACUUGUAAAAGACUGUUUGUUCUUUUGCUUUGGUUGAAUAGUCCUUUGUACAAUAUUUUGCUAGAGAUUUUCCAGUGUAAGAACAAAGAAAAUUCAUCAUUUCAAAUCUAUUAAAAUUCACUCCAAAA
Brassica napus (rape) is the source of this 2544-nucleotide messenger RNA. RefSeq names its product probable inactive lysine-specific demethylase JMJ19. NCBI's taxonomy places the organism in Eukaryota, Viridiplantae, Streptophyta, Magnoliopsida, Brassicales, Brassicaceae. Gene Ontology annotation, biological process: chromatin remodeling. The transcript has 7 exons. The coding region runs from base 34 to 2376 and encodes 780 amino acids. The record is from RefSeq and is a predicted model, not a curated record. Gene Ontology annotation, cellular component: nucleus. Gene Ontology annotation, molecular function: histone H3K4me/H3K4me2/H3K4me3 demethylase activity.